This is a messenger RNA of Penicillium verhagenii, 1884 nucleotides long. RefSeq names its product Zn(II)2Cys6 transcription factor. The coding region runs from base 1 to 1884 and encodes 627 amino acids. NCBI's taxonomy places the organism in Eukaryota, Fungi, Ascomycota, Eurotiomycetes, Eurotiales, Aspergillaceae. Gene Ontology annotation, molecular function: DNA-binding transcription factor activity, RNA polymerase II-specific; zinc ion binding. The record is from RefSeq and is a predicted model, not a curated record. The transcript has a single exon. Gene Ontology annotation, biological process: regulation of transcription by RNA polymerase II.
AUGCGCAAGGUGAAAUGCGAUGAGGAGAAGCGUCAAGUGCCAGGUCUUGACGAGCCGCAAUGCAGGCGAUGCGUGUCUGCACGCAUUCUAUGCGAAUGGAAGGGCGGACCUAUUCCGCGGAAAGCUUCGGCAAACUCACCACCCACUCUGGGGAGGAAAGGCCGAGAAACGCCGGCACCAGAGACUGAAACGGCUGGCGAGUCUAGUCAAGUUGUCGUUAGAAAGCGAUCGACGCCCCGGAAUUCUAAUUCACAAUCCGGUUCUCAAAAAGCGCCCUUGAUAUUACUUCCCUUGCAGCGAUUUAAUGGUGGUAAUGGCGAGCAACAUGUGAUCGCAGCGAACUCGUUGACACUAUCGGGCUUUGACAGGGAUUGUUUGAACUAUCUCCAAAACUCAACACUUGUUGUUCUUCUUGGGAAACGAUGGCCAUGGUCUAUCGUAUCUUAUGCAUACCAAAAGAUCUCGGUGAAGGAGCCGAUGGUCAUGAGCAUGAUACUAGCCACUACUGCAAGGGAGGUUCAUCGAUCUAGACUUUAUGAUCAAGAAGCCUUGCCUAGUAUCUCAGCUAGCAAUGAGUCCUGUCAACUGAGUGGACAAAUGCAUUAUGGUCGAGCUCUAUCCAGUUUACGUCACGCUUUGAAAAAGGAUGUGAAAUCUCCUCAGAAAAUAGAAGCUAUUUUCAUCACUCUAUGGCUUAUGAUUGACUAUGAGAACCGGUUUGGAAGUGGCGCACCAGCGAUUAACAUCCACAUUGGAGGAAUUGAAACUUUGCUCCACAACCACAUUGUGCCUUUGCUUCAAGAUCGAGUAUCAGACGACACAGACCAAUCUAAGCCGUCUUCACUACCAGCGACCACCACUGAAUAUGAGACGCCUUCUCAACAAUCCUCGCCCGAGACACAGUUAUCCACUGAGUCACCAAGCACGCAUGCCACCUCACCGGAGCCCUAUGCAACACAUCACUCCCUAGAUACACUGCGCUGUACUUCUGUCCCACUUUUCCUUCUUUGGACCUUAUAUUUCUUCACCCCGGCCGCGCUUUUCUUUGGACCUGGAACCGCUCGACUCGAUACUGAUAUUUUCCAAUUUUUCCUGGGUGCUGAAUCUCCCACCACUGGUCCUCUGACUCUGCCGGAACUCUAUAGAAUUAGUCGACAGUCUCCUUCUCGCUUCUGGGGGGAGACUUAUCCCAUCUCUGCCCAGCUUGAUGACAUGGAAAAUCUUCCCGGUCUCACUUUGUACCACCGAAGUCAUGUUAUUCAAUUUAAGAUCACCGAGCUGUUCAAGCGGGGCCCCCAGUUUAAGGAAACGGAAGGAGCCAUAUCUCCCUACCAAGACCUUAUCCAGGAGAUCAACACGCUGUCUAUUGUGAGAUACCGGAGACACCAUCUUUUAUCUUUGUUGCCCUUUACUAACACCUUGAAGGAAUAUGAUAGUUUGCUGGGUUCCGCCAAGGCCACCCAAUCGUGCGAGUCGGUCGGAAAUGACCGUCGUGUCAUGGAGACCGUCUACUGGGCCUCCAUCACAUUCUACAGCACAAUGAUAUACUUCCACCUGUGCUUCCAGGAUAUUCUGAAUAAGGCACCAGGAACCCGGAUCAAUAUCAAUUUCAUGUCACUUAGUGCUGCCGUGUCUCAUGUCUUGGAGCUGAGUCUGAAGCUUCAUCGAAGCCGACCCCAUCUUGUGCUUCGCAUUACCUGGCCGUUGUUUAUUGCCGGCAUUGCAACUUCCGAUCAGAUCUAUCAAGACUGGGUAUCGAUUCGCCUACGAGAACUUGGUCGGUAUGGCCAGAACUAUGAUCGCAUCAGCCGGCGAUAUGACGAGAUCAUCCAAGGAGGCCAUCCUUAUGUAUAUGAACGACAGGGGCAUUUCCUGACUUGUUGA